AUGCUUUCGUUCUUCUAUUUUUCGUUUUCUUCUUCUCUUUCCUUCUAUUAUUUUUUAACUAUUUUAUUUUUAUUUUCCUUUUUUAUUUCUCUUUCUUACUUUUGUUUCUUUUUCUUUUCUUUUAUUUCUUUCCUUUGGAUUAUUUGUUUCCCCUUCUCUUUCUUUCGUUUGUUUCUUUUUUGUUUCAAUUUAAUUCUUUCUUUUUUCUUUUGUUUGAUUUUUAGUUCUUAUUUUCUUUCGUUUAUUUUUGUUUUGUUUUUUUUUUCGCAUCAUCUUUAUCUCUUUCCUUUCUUACUUUUGUUUCUUUUUCUUUUCUUUUCUUUUCUUUUCUUUUCUUUUCUUUUCUUUCUUUCCUUCGGAUUAUUUGUUUCCCCUUCUCUUUCUUUCGUUUGUUUCUUUGUUUUCUUAUUUUCUUUCGCUUUUUUUUUUCACAUAAUUUUUGUCUCUUUCAUUUUCUUUCUUGGACUUGUUUUUAUCUGUUUUUCACUUUCUUUCUUUUUUUUUAAGUAUUUUGAUUUAUUCUUUCUUUCUUUCUUUCUUUCAUCUUCGUACAUUCAUUUCUAA
Molecule: messenger RNA, 564 nt
Organism: Acanthosepion pharaonis
Lineage: Eukaryota; Metazoa; Mollusca; Cephalopoda; Sepiida; Sepiidae
Source: the annotation of a GenBank genome assembly